AUGACUUUGCCUACUCUCUCGUCUCUUCCCGUAGACUUUAUAGCCCUAUCCAGCCACAAAGUUCAAACCUUUCACCGCCAAUUUCCAUUUCUUUCCCGAGAUUUUCCUCCGAACCAUUGGCCCGACAUACCAUCAGACUCCGGAGAGACGCGACGGGCGGUGGCCAGGCCCCACGACGGAGCAGGAUCAGCUCCGGCGGAUCAGGAACAGCUUCCUUGCCCUCGCUGCGACUCCACCAACACCAAGUUCUGCUACUACAACAACUACAACUUCUCCCAGCCCCGCCACUUCUGCAAGUCCUGCCGCCGCUACUGGACCCACGGCGGCACCCUCCGUGACAUUCCCGUCGGCGGCGGCUCCCGCAAGACCACCAAACGGUCCCGCACUUGCUCCUCCUCCUCCCUCACCACCGCUACCGCCGUUGUUUCCACCUCCACCGACGGCCGGAGCUUCUUUUUCCCGGCGAACCAGGUUCUGUUUUCCUCCGGUACAGACUCUAAUGGCGGCAGCAUUCCGGCGACCGUUCACGAGGUGAAGGAAAGUGCGUCAUCGCUUUGUGGGAGUUUUACGUCUCUGUUGAACAACAACGCGUCUCUGUUGAACAACAACGCCGCCGUGACGACAAAUGGGUCUAGUGGGCUUAUUGGGCUCAACAAUUUUGGGCUUGGACUGGGAUCGGGUUUUGAUGACGUGGCUUUCGGGCUUGGAAGAGCAGUCUGGCAGUUUUCCACGGUGGGCGACGCUACAGCUGGAGUUGGGAGUAACGGUGGUCCCGCGCCGUCGAUGCCCGCCACGUGGCAUCUAGAGAGCCUACACAACAACAUCGGAUUCAUCGCCGGAGAGUGUUUCGCGUGGCCAGAUCUCGCCAUAUCAACCACUGGGAAUACAUUCAAGUGGUGUUAAAGCUUCUGUCUUAGUCCGAGGGUUUCGUUUCUUCUUCUUCUCUAUCGUGGUGUCUGGUCGAUUUAGAUUUAAGUUAUUAGCACCACAUCCGUGCCAACAUAGAGUCCGACUCUGAUUUCGAAUGGAAAAACCGAUACUUUUACAGUCUAAAUACACUCAG
Molecule: messenger RNA, 1063 nt
Organism: Tarenaya hassleriana
Lineage: Eukaryota; Viridiplantae; Streptophyta; Magnoliopsida; Brassicales; Cleomaceae
Product: dof zinc finger protein DOF3.4
Exons: 3
Coding region: 1-903 (300 amino acids)
Biological process (GO): regulation of DNA-templated transcription
Molecular function (GO): DNA binding; DNA-binding transcription factor activity
Source: RefSeq, a predicted model, not a curated record